This is a messenger RNA of Styela clava, 892 nucleotides long. Its product is annotated as exosome complex component RRP40-like. Lineage: Eukaryota; Metazoa; Chordata; Ascidiacea; Stolidobranchia; Styelidae. The record is from RefSeq and is a predicted model, not a curated record. Gene Ontology annotation, molecular function: RNA binding. Gene Ontology annotation, biological process: exonucleolytic trimming to generate mature 3'-end of 5.8S rRNA from tricistronic rRNA transcript (SSU-rRNA, 5.8S rRNA, LSU-rRNA); CUT catabolic process; poly(A)-dependent snoRNA 3'-end processing. Gene Ontology annotation, cellular component: cytoplasmic exosome (RNase complex); nuclear exosome (RNase complex).
GUUUUAUUAACACCAAUUUUCUUCCUUCCUAUAGUAUUAUUCUUACCUAGCCUAAUUUAAGUUCGCUGUUAAAAAUGAAAUGUCCAGCCAAAGAGUUAGAUGCAAGUGUUGUCAUGCCUGGUGACAUCAUAACAGAACAAGUAUUGGAUUUAAUCGGCAAAAAUGAAAGAGUAAAACUCGGACCUGGUCUUAGACAAGGGAAUGACAGUAUUGUCGUUUGUAAGUCUGGGAUUCUACGACACAAACAGCCUAGCAUGUUUUGGAUAGACAGUCAUCAGAAACGUUAUGUUCCAAUUAAGGGUGAAAACGUUUUGGGGGUUAUUGUUGGAAAAAUUGGUGAUGCUUACAAAGUAGACAUUGGAAGUAGCGACUAUGUCGUUCUUAAUAAUUUAUUUUUUGAGGGUGCUACGAAACGAAAUCGACCGAAUCUUGUAAAUGGAGAUAUAGUAUUUGGAAAACUAAUAUCUGCAAACAAAGACAUGGAGCCGGAAUUGAGUUGCAUUGAUCAAAGCUCAGGAAAAGCAAAUGGAAUGGGUCCUGUACCUUCUAAUGGAUUGUUGAUAACAGUUCCACUUAAUCUAGUUAGGAAAAUCUUAUCCCCUGAUUGUGUUUUGUUGCCAGAAAUGGGGAAAUAUUUUGGUUUUGAGACCCUAAUAGGAAUGAAUGGUAAAAUUCACCUAACAAGCCACAGUAAUAAACAUAUUAUUGCUAUAAUGAAUAUGAUAACAACAGCUGAAUAUAUGACAAAUGAACAAAUUCUAGAAUCACUAAGUUCAAAUACAGCAGACAACUGGCAAACUGCUUAAAUACUCGUUAACAAAAUGAGAAACGAGCCUUUUUCUACAAAGUAACUGGUGACAAUAAAGGAUGACAAUAAAUAAUGCUGAUUGAA